Messenger RNA from Mugil cephalus (flathead mullet), 4057 nucleotides. RefSeq names its product arginyl aminopeptidase like 1 (gene rnpepl1). The transcript has 11 exons. Bases 1162 to 3327 code for a protein of 721 amino acids. Gene Ontology annotation, biological process: proteolysis. The record is from RefSeq and is a predicted model, not a curated record. NCBI's taxonomy places the organism in Eukaryota, Metazoa, Chordata, Actinopteri, Mugiliformes, Mugilidae. Gene Ontology annotation, molecular function: metalloaminopeptidase activity; zinc ion binding.
CCGCUCUUCUUACUUCCUGUUUUGUCCGGACUCUUUGGUCUUCUCGCUCCCCUCCGGUGUCUCCGGUGUCUGCGGUGUGUCCGGUGUCCCCUCUCGGUGUCCCCUGCCCGGUGUCCUCUCUCGGCGUCUCCCCUCUCGGUGUGACCGGUCUCCGGUCAGACACCGGGACCAGCGGCCGGUGACCGGGACAAGGAGCACGGAUCCGGAUCCUGAUGGAUUUUACAUGACGCUGUUGUCGGGUUAGACUCUAAAAAUGAUCCAGCUGCUGGUUAAUGUUGCUGGGAACCGGUUAGUUCAGCUGGCAACUAGUUAAAGCUUCGGUUAGUUUGAUUAGUAACUAGUUAAAGCUUCGGUUAGUUUGAUUAGUAACUAGUUAAAGCUACUCUCAGGGGAACUUUGCUUCUUUUUCUUAAAGUGCCUGUUUUUUAAAUGGACUCUGGUGCACUGGUGUUUAGCUUAGUAUGCUAAUUAGAGAGCAGCUAGCCUCGACUGAAACUCUCUUUAAAUGUAGUUUAAACUGUUUAACUUCACUUAUUAAAGUUUAGUUUGGAAGUUUAGACUCUGAUCCUAAUUUACAGCGUUAGUUUUAAAGUGUUUGACUUCAGACGGACUUUAUUUUAACUGUUUUCUUAGUGGAGUCUGGCCCGGGUUAAAAUGGAAAAGAGGAAAUACUCUGAAUUAGACGUUUGCUUAAUGAGGUUUUGGAUGGAGUUAAUGGCGCUUUCCUUCAGUCAGUCCGUGUCUGGUUGAACCAGUUAAAUAUUCUCAUGUUAAACUGGUUCUGUUACGUUCUUUGCUGGUUUGACUGGGAACGGAACAGUUCGGUUCGACCCAGUCCUCGACCCCGUCCUCGACCCCGGUGCCUUCACCGGCAUCAGCCGCUGCGUUAAAUUAGACUUUUCUUCAACGGGGCUUUGAAUGGAGCCAGCCCUGGUACAUCUGGUUUGGUUAAACCGGUUUAAAACGAUGCUUUAAAGAGUUAAUCUGGUUCCACUUAAUCCAGGUUCUGCUCUGGUUUCCAAGUGUCCUUAUUUAUUUGUGGUUUAUGUAAAGUCUUUGUUGGAUCCUGGUCCUGUUCCCGUUCCUGGUCCUGGUCCUGAUCCUGGUGUUUGUCUUCCUGCCGGUUCUGAUGCCGUCGGUCCUGGUCUGAGUGGUGCAGUCAUGGCCGACCUCCACCAGACCCCCACCUCCCUGUGCUGCUGUAGGAAGUCCCUCCCGGUCUCGGGGGGGCUCUGUGCGGGGGAACCGGGCCGGCCCUCUGCAGGUCCUGGUCCCGGUCCCAGGUCCCCGCGCCGCCCCCGUGUGGACGUGGCCUCGGCCUCUAACUUCAGGAGCUUCACGCUGCACCACUUCCACCUGGACCUGAGGCUCAACUUUGCCGUGAAGGAGAUGAGGGGCUGGUUGGUUCUGGACCUGGUCCCGGUCCAGCCGGGGGUCUGCACCCUGGUCCUGGACUCGCACCCCUCUCUGCUGAUCCACUCCAUCGACUGUAAGAUCCCUGGUUCUGGAGACCGGGGGCCGGAGGACCCGGUCUCCCUGACGUACCGGGUCGACCCCUUCACAGACUACGGCUCCUCCCUCAACAUCAGCCUCCCGACCGGAACCAGACCGGGUCAGAGGAUCCAGAUCACGGUCCGCUACACCACCACCGACGGCCCGGCGAUCUGGUGGCUGGACCCAGAGUUGACCUGUGGACGGUCCCGUCCUCUGGUCUUCACCCAGGGACACUCCGUCUACAACCGCUCCUUCUUCCCCUGCUUCGACACGCCGGCCGUCAAAACCACCUACAGCGCCACAGUCCGGGUCCCAGAAGGAGUCACCGUGCUGAUGAGUGCGUCUCGUAGUUCCUACUCUAAGCAGGACCGAGUCUUCCAGUUCUCCAUGGAGUUCCCGGUCCCGUCCUACCUGGUGGCGCUGGUGGCUGGAGAGCUGCAUCACGCCGACAUGGGCCCCAGGAGUCGUGUGUGGGCGGAGCCUUGUCUGUUGUCGUGUGCAGUAAAGAAGCUAGGGGGCAGCGUGGAGCGCUGGCUGGGCGUGGCCGAGGACCUGUUUGGACCUUACCUGUGGGGCAGGUGCGACAUCGUCUUCCUCCCGCCCUCCUUCCCCAUCGUUGCCAUGGAGAACCCCUGCCUCACCUUCAUCAUCGCCUCCAUCUUGGAGAGCAGCGAGUUCCUGCUCAUCGACGUCAUCCAUGAAAUCGCCCACGGUUGGUUCGGAAACGCCGUCACCAACGCCACCUGGGAGGAGAUGUGGCUGAGCGAGGGGCUGGCGACCUACGCCCAGCGCAGGAUCACCACCGAGGCCUACGGUGAGGCGUUCACGUGUCUGGAAACUGUCGUUCGAUUGGACGCUCUCCACAGACAACUGCGUCUCCUUGGAGACGACAACCCUGUUAGUAAACUACAGGUCAAGUUUGAACCAGGUGUGAACCCCAGCUCUCUGAUGAACCUGUUCACGUAUGAGAAAGGUUUCUGCUUCGUGUCCUACUUGUCCCAGCUGAGCGGAGACGUGAGACGCUUCGACUGCUUCCUCAGGGACUACAUCUCAGAGUUCCAGUUCCAGAGCGUCGUAGCUCAGGAUCUCAUCGACUUCUUCCUCUCAUAUUUUCCGGAGCUGAAGGACGAAGCUGUGUCUCAGAGAGAAGGUCUGGAGUUUGAGCGCUGGCUGAGUGGGUGUGGCCCGCCCCCCUAUGAGCCGGACCUGUCAGCAGGGGGCGCUCUGAUUGGACCGGUCCAGGACCUGUGUGACCUGUGGAGGGGCCCCGCCCCCCCCGACCCCCUGAGCCUGGCGCCCUUUGACCUGUCCUCCUGGAGCACCUUCCAGAUUGUCCUGUUUCUGGACCGGAUGCUGGACCGGUCCCCUCUGCACCACGAGGUGAUGUCUCGUCUGUCCUCCUGCUACUCGUCCCUGUUGGACGGUCUGAACGCUGAGGUCCAGAUCCGGUGGCUCCAGAUGGUGGUGAGGAACUCGUUCUACCCGGAUCUGCCCCGGGUCCGAGUCUUCCUGCACAAACACACGUCCCGGAUGUACACGGUUCCUCUCUACGAGGACCUGGUUGCCGGGGUGAUGAAGUGCGUUGCCGUGGAGAUCUUCUACCAGACUCAGCUCCGCCUCCAUCCCAACCUGAGACGGACUUUACAGCACAUCCUGUUCCAGACCGGCCCGGCCCCGCCCCCUUCCAGCCCCCCCUCCACCCCCCCACUGCAGCCGCUGCCCGCCGCCACGGCAACUUCCCCCACCACGGCAACCGCCUCCACCACGGCAACCGCCUCCAGCACUGGGACGCCUGCCUCCAUCGCUCUGCUGGACGUCAACGUGUCGGCCUGACGUCCGCUGAUCAACCCGUGGCCCCCCCGGCCUCUGGCCCCCGGACUCUAGACGGGACCCCCGUGGCCCCCAGACUCUAGACGGGACCCCCGUGGCCCCCCCGGCCCCCGUGGCCCCCGGCCCCCGGCCCCCAGACUCUAGACCGGACCCCCGUGGACCCCCCGGCUGCCCCAGACUCUAGACGGGACCCCCGUGGCCCCCCCCGGCCCCUGGUCCCCAGAUGGGACCCCCGUGGCCCCCCCCGGCCUCCGGCCCCCAGACGGGACCCCCGUGGCCCCCAGACUCUAGACGGGACCCCCGUGGCCCCCCCGGCCCCUGUGGCCCCCGGCCCCCAGACUCUAGACCGGACCCCCGUGGACCCCCCGGCUGCCCCAGACUCUAGACGGGACCCCCGUGGCCCCCCCCGGCCUCCGGCCCCCAGACGGGACCCCCGUGGCCCCCAGACUCUAGACGGGACCCCCGUGGCCCCCCCCGGCCCCCCCGGCCUCCUUGGUGCAAUAGAACUCUUAAUUUGAAGAGUAGUCGGUUCGACUUCCUCUGAGCCUUAACUUAUUGAAGGGGGCGUGGCCUGUCCUGGUGCCUUGCUGUGAUUGGUUGUUACUACCUCCAGAGCCUUAACGCUGCGUUCACUGUCCCUGGGACCGUUUGGUUCUGGUGCUCAAACGUCCCACUGCUGCCAGCGGCCAUGAACGCCUCCUCAGACAAAACAAUAAAAACCUGAAACACUGAA